Penicillium verhagenii is the source of this 1479-nucleotide messenger RNA. Its product is annotated as DNA-directed RNA polymerase I subunit RPA49. The record is from RefSeq and is a predicted model, not a curated record. Gene Ontology annotation, molecular function: DNA binding. Gene Ontology annotation, cellular component: RNA polymerase I complex. Lineage: Eukaryota; Fungi; Ascomycota; Eurotiomycetes; Eurotiales; Aspergillaceae. The coding region runs from base 1 to 1479 and encodes 492 amino acids. The transcript is spliced from 3 exons. Gene Ontology annotation, biological process: RNA polymerase I preinitiation complex assembly; nucleolar large rRNA transcription by RNA polymerase I; transcription elongation by RNA polymerase I.
AUGCCUUCCGACAAAAUAGAGAAAAAGCGCAAGCGCGCCUCAGAUCGCCAUGAGCGUCCAAGCAAAAAGACCGCUCUGGAGCUGCAGGCCCUCCCGCCGUUGGCAGCUAGUGUUGUCGAGGAUCAGAGCGAGCUGGCUCCAGUGAUUGCUACGACACCCGGUGUGAUGAACUCGAAAGCCCUCCGCUUCAACCCAUACAUCAAAGCCCGCGACGGCAAGCGUGCAACCCUCGCUCGGAACCCUGGAAUUGUCUCCUCGGAGAUGCUAUUGCAGUCGUCUCAGCAUGAAAAGAUGGACUUUGUCGGCCGUGAAGGAACUGGAGACGACACAGACUCGCAGCUCAAGCACUACGUUGCCGUUGUGGACCCGGAGCGCAAGACAUGGCAGAUUGUGGAAGCGCGGCGAGUGACUCUUCGUGGCGGUGUCCGCACUAUUCAGCAGGAUGAUGAAGAUGAAGAAUCUGAAGAGGAGCUGAACACUAUGCGCGCCCAACGCACGGCCCUGACCAACACAUUCGGUACCAAGCAGUCUCGCAAGGCUGUCCAGUCCAUGGCCGAGAAUGCCCAGUUAUCCAACGCCCCCGCUGGAUCCGUCACCGAGGCUGGUGCCGCACUCAUCUCCUCUUUACCAGCGGAUAUUGCUUCCGGAAAGGCCAAGGCACUCAAUGUGCAGGCCGAGGUGCAAGCAGCCAAGCCUCUGCCCACACCAAACCUCACCGCAGCUCACCCGCUGGACUUCUACCCUAUCGAGAAUUUGGUUCCAGGUGGACAAUCCACUCUGCGCCAAUUGACUGGUGUCGAAGAUUGGAAGCAGCAAGUCGAAGCUGGUCUGGCCGUUACUACCAGUUCCAGAUAUGUGGCCAACCGCGUCGAAGCAGUUGUGCUCUCCGGAAACCAGGACAAGCUCCAGGUUCUCCGAUUCAUCCAGCUGCUGCUGGAAUUCGCUCGUUCACUCAAGUCUGGCCGUUCUGCUGGUGGUCCCGGCACCAAGAAGUUGCUACCCCGUGACGAACUCAAGAGGGUUCUUUCCAGCACAUCUGGAGUCAAGACUGAUGAAUCUGAGGAGUCUACGGAUGAGCUCCUUCCGGACGCUGUUAUCGACGCUGUCCGUCGCCGCUUCGCCCCCAGCGGUGGCUCUGUUAGCAGACACGACAUGACCCUUCUCCACACCACCAUCUGCGCUCUCUCCCUGCACAUUCCCCCGCAGCCGGCCAAGGACGGUGGAUCCAGCUCUCUGGGCGGCAACGCAGCUAACGAGCUGGCGACCGACCCCUCUGAUCUUCGUGACGAUCUGCGUCUUGACUCAAAUACUGUGCAGCAAUACUUCCGCGAGCUGGGUUGCCGCAUCGACCGACCCCGCGAGACAGAAUUUGCCAAGUGGAACAUCAAGGGUGGACGUGCUGAGGCGAAUGCUCGUCGUAUUGCUCGCCUGCGUAUUCCUGUUGAGUUCCCCAAGGUUAGCCGUGGAGGCAAACAAUAA